This is a messenger RNA of Aspergillus fischeri NRRL 181, 390 nucleotides long. RefSeq lists its product as uncharacterized. The coding region runs from base 1 to 390 and encodes 129 amino acids. Lineage: Eukaryota; Fungi; Ascomycota; Eurotiomycetes; Eurotiales; Aspergillaceae. The transcript has a single exon. The record is from RefSeq and is a predicted model, not a curated record.
AUGGAGACACGACUUAAAGUCACUCUAUCCCGAGAAGACGAGGAUCUCGUGAUCACCGGCGACGCAGACUACUCGUUCUGGUAUGGUAAUCCGAGCGAUAUCAGUACGAAUUUGGUGGUCUGUGAGGCGAAAUUCAGGGAGCUGAUAAACCUGCUGAUGAAAAUCCCAAUGGGCUUCGCCCAGAAGAGACAGAGAACAGGCCUAGACAUCGGAAUCCUCGUCAUUCCAGGUCCAGGCGAAAUCGGGACGACGACUACGACUCAAGCAGCAGUUCUAGUGACGACGAUUACCAUCGACGUCGCCGUCAAACGACCGGUAGCCAUAGGCAUUCUCACGAGACAGACAGCCAAGACAAGCCAAACGGAGGCAGCUGGCGCCCUGCGGACAUAG